Messenger RNA from Rotaria sp. Silwood2, 1227 nucleotides. NCBI's taxonomy places the organism in Eukaryota, Metazoa, Rotifera, Eurotatoria, Philodinida, Philodinidae. The record is from the annotation of a GenBank genome assembly.
AUGAGAUGUUCAUCGAAUGAUGAUAUUUAUCCAAUGCGUAAAAAAACAAUUAAUCGGUUUUGCUUACAAAUAUUGCCUCAAAUUCAUCAUAAAAUUCAAUGGCUCAAUAUUGAAGCAUCGUCUAUGAAACGUAUUCUUCUUUCAAAUGAAUAUCCUAAUUUAUAUGGACUUGGUCUUUAUAACGUAAAAAAACACACAAUUGAACGUCUCUUUACAGAUGAACCAUCAUUAGCUCACAUUUUGAAAACUCAAAUUUCGACACUUAUUCUCAAAAUAAGUCAAAAACAAUUUUUCUUCGAAGAUUCAAAACUAAAUAUGUUUUCAUGUGUCUUAAAUGUUUUUACUAAUUUACGUUGUUUAAAUUUUGAUCCAUGUUACUGUAUGGAGGUUGAACCUAUCACAUUUAAUUAUCAGGUCAAUCAAAAUUUUUCAUCUACAAUUCUAAGGGAACUGCAUAUGAAUGUUAAAGCUAUCGAUCAUUGUCUUUGUAUCCUGGAUGGUCGUUUCAGUCAACUUGAAAAAUUUUAUGUUAAUAUUGAUAUGAUUUCUCGUUAUACUUCAACAGUAAUCAUCAGUAAACAGUCAACUAUUUGUUUUCUUAAUCAAAUUCAUUUACCUUCAAAUGAAGAAAUCUCUCAUACAUUCUCAACUUUCAAAUAUAAUCGAGUUAUUUCUUGUGUUGAUUAUUUUCCAAAGCAAGAUAAUGGUCGAUGUCAUAUUUACUCGCAUCCAUAUACAAUGAAACAUUACAAAAAUAUCACAAAUAAUUUUCCAAGCGGAUUAUUUAAAUGUGUUCGUGAGAUAUCACUAUUUGACGAACGUCCUUUUGAGCAUGAGUUUUUUAUCCGAAUUGUUCAAGCAUUUCCAUAUCUUACGAAAUUAUCUUUAAAUAACAAAGAACCACAACAAUACAAACAAUGUCAAAAAAUAGAAGAUGAAAACAGUCAAAAAUAUUCGAUUAUCAAGUAUCCUUAUCUCACCGAAUUAAUCCUUUUCAAUGUUCAUAAUGAUUAUAUUGAACAAUUUUUAGAUGAAACAAAAACGCGUUUACCGAACAACGUUAUCUUUUGUGUCAAAUAUGAACCUUUACGAUGCGUAACACACAAUUUUACAAGAAAUACAACACGAGCCAAUUGUGCUAAAUUGAAGGACUUGUUUAUUUAUGAUAGGGACAUUGGAUAUUCUCAACAAAUUGUAACCUACUUUCCUUAUUUAAAAGCACGAUGA